Phaeodactylum tricornutum CCAP 1055/1 is the source of this 1410-nucleotide messenger RNA. RefSeq lists its product with no specific name. Lineage: Eukaryota; Bacillariophyta; Bacillariophyceae; Surirellales; Neidiaceae. Gene Ontology annotation, biological process: pyrimidine nucleotide-sugar transmembrane transport. The transcript has a single exon. Gene Ontology annotation, cellular component: Golgi membrane. The coding region runs from base 1 to 1410 and encodes 469 amino acids. The record is from RefSeq and is a predicted model, not a curated record. Gene Ontology annotation, molecular function: pyrimidine nucleotide-sugar transmembrane transporter activity.
AUGUCGUCACUUUUGGUAGUGAAAUUUGUGUCACGUGAAGAGAAGCCCUCGUUGCAGAGUUUUUCUACUGGGUUCGAAAAUAAUUGCCGCUCGUCACGAAACGAUACUGCUAUGGAUGUCAAUCAAAUCCGAAGGUAUCAUGUGCAGCGUAAACGACUUUAUCGAACAGCGACAGCAAUGAAAGUUUCCCGACUUUUACUGGCACUUGCUAGCUUCCUUACAAGUUGGCCAUGCACGGGGGCGUUUCAACCGAGGCGUCCUCCUUUCGCAAAGUCAGUCCAUGUUUCAUCUAACUCUGCACGCAAAACAAUCCGGGAUCGGAUAGCGCGGCGUGCCAUUGCAAGAAACAUUGCAACGCGUCCAAAAACAUAUACCUCAAGACCAAAAACUGCACUCCUUGCUGUUCCCGCUAUUUCUGUGCCCGCUCCGGGAACGUUCUACAUGAUAUUGUUGGCCGUGCAAUUUGCCAGUCAACCAUUGCUCACCAAGCGCUACGCACCUCCCACCAUCAUUAGAAGUACCUACGUACUCGCCCAAGACCUCUUUCGGAUGUUCACUUGUGUUACGCUAUUGAUUAUUACGGGGAGCUGGCAUUCCGCGACCGCUUCAUGGAAGUGGUCGUCGGCAGCUGUAGCGGCGGGUCUCCCCGCCCUGUUGUACGCCGUCCAAAACUACUGCAGUUUGGUGGCCUACCAAAAUUUGCCCCCAAUCACGUACAACGUCCUGAAUCAAACCAAAACACUAUCGGCAGCGGUAUGUUGCUACUUUUUGUUGCGUCAAAGACAAUCUCCGUACCAAAUCGUUGCCCUGGGAGUUUUGCUGGUGGCAGCGCUCGUAAUGGAAUCCAUCCUACCUUUGCCAGGGAUCGGCAAGCCCCAAGAUCCUACGUUGGCCGGUACCGCUACCGAAAAGCACAAGGAUCAUACCGCCAGCAUUGAUACAGACCAGAAAGGAGUGCACUGGGCAUCCGGAGUCUUGCCGGUGUUGGCUGCCAGUGGCAUUUCGGGUUUGGCUGGGGCCUUGGCCCAAAAAUCACUGCAAGUACAGGAGCGCAACUCGUUUUUGUUCUCGGGUGAGCUUGCGGCAAUUAGCGCUGUCAGUCUGCUGAUCAGCUCCUUGCUAGGAUCCCCCGACGGGCGGCGGAUUCGAAAAGAGGGCUGGACUAAAGGAUGGACGUGGCAAACAUGGAUUCCGUUGGCCACAAACGCGGCGGGGGGUAUCUUAGUCGGAUUAGUGACCAAGCACGCUGGCAGCGUGCGGAAGGGCUUUGCCCUCAUUAUUGGCAUGUUUCUGAGUGGUGUACUCCAGAAUGUUGUAGGCAGUGAACGUCAAGUCACGAGCCAGCAAUGGGCUGGUGGAUCCUUGGCGGCACUCUCGCUGUGGCUCUAUACAGCGUAUCCAAUGGUCUAA